This is a messenger RNA of Oryzias melastigma (Indian medaka), 1033 nucleotides long. RefSeq names its product claudin 34a (gene cldn34a). The coding region runs from base 156 to 902 and encodes 248 amino acids. The transcript has 2 exons. Gene Ontology annotation, cellular component: bicellular tight junction; plasma membrane. Gene Ontology annotation, biological process: cell adhesion; bicellular tight junction assembly. The record is from RefSeq and is a predicted model, not a curated record. NCBI's taxonomy places the organism in Eukaryota, Metazoa, Chordata, Actinopteri, Beloniformes, Adrianichthyidae. Gene Ontology annotation, molecular function: structural molecule activity.
CCUCCUGAUAACACAGCAGGUAAGACAUCAGAAGGAGCUGAAGAGGCAGGUGAGUUAUGUCACACACCACCCUAGAGAAGUCCACGGCUGCCUCUGCUUUUGAGUCCAACUGAAUUCUAGAAGGAGCAGGGGUGAUGGCUCGCCACCACUGACGGAUGGCGGGAAUGUACCUCACGCACACGGCCCACUGGCAGUUUCUGGGCCUGCUCACCGGGGUGGUGGCAUGGAUCCUCACCAUGGCAACGGCCGGCCUCAAUGAAUGGCGGCUGUGGUACGUGAACGACGUCUCUGUCAUCAACUCAGGCGUGGCCUGGGUGGGCAUCUGGAGGGCGUGCUUCUACAGCCAUGUCCUGCCCAGCACCGAGACCUGUCAGAGCUUGAGCUUCUCCGACAGCUUUCUUCCCGCCGAGAUCCCCUCGGCUCAGGUUCUCAUGAUCCUGGCGGUCAUCUUUGGCCUGGCGGGGAACAUCAGCGCUGCCGUGGCCAUGAGGCUGGCCUACUUCUCUGUGGAGGAACAGGGCAAAAUACCAGCCGUCUUCGUGCUGGCGGGGACCUUGUAUCUGCUCACAGCAACCACGUCCAUGGUGCCGCUGAUGUGGAACAUGAGCUCCGUGCUCAGAAACGGCACCAUAGAGUUCCCCCAUGACUCCUACCUCCCUGCUGCUCCUGCCCGGCAGAGUGUCGGUGCAGCCAUCGGCGUGGGCAUCAUCGCCUCUGUCAUGAUGCUUUUGAGCGGCAUGCUGUUCCUCUGCUAUCGGUACGCAUGGCGAGCCCCUGAGAAAACCACAGACCCCCUCAACGGACCCUGGACGCUGACUACACUACCCCACGGUCCAGAGUCGUCAAAGGCUGCCAGCAGAGGUGAAGACAAUCCCACUUUCCACACAGAAGAAGCCCUGUGAUCCUUUUCAUCCACGGAUUCAUGGGUGUCAAGACAGAAACUGAUGCUGGGAGGAAAUUUAGGAAAAGUCCUGUCACUGAUUAAAUCCGUCUCAAAGCAAGCAGAUUAUGUAAAAAAAUUGAAAAAUAAAAA